UGUGAUCCAAACCCGGUGUCUCUGCCUCUGUCAGACAUUUAAACCAUGUAACCCACCGAGUCCGGGGACAGUGAGGCUUCUCGGUGUCCAAACAACUGCAACAAAGCGACGCAGUGGACACGAGUUUCCUCCAUGGAGCAUAACCGGACUGAUACACUGAUUCAGUGGUGAAGGAGACUUUAAGAGCUCCAGCCCAUGCAGACGGCGUCCCAGACGUAAACACGCACCCAGACGUACCAGUUACCCAGUUCAGCGGACAGGAAGACAACAUGGCCUCCUGCUCGAUACCUGGGAAUCCCCCCAGUGGCCUCACAGACAGGAGCGGCAGCUUCUUUAAGCUGAUUGACACAUUUGCGCUGGAGAUCGGGGAGCUGAAGAGAGAGAUGGUCCAGACCUCUCCUGCAGUUGACAGGGAACCCGUGGAUCUACAGGGGCUGGAGAGUGAAGUGAGUGGUGUUUACCUGCAGUCCCCCCAGUGUGGUGGGGUGGGGGGCGAAAGGGAUUCUGGUUACGACUCCUUGCGAAGACGUAUGAGUGUGUUAGACAGGCUGACUCAAACUCACCCGGUGUGGCUACUGCUGGCAGUCAGUGAAGAGGAGGCCAGUCGCAUCCUGCUCAAACAGCCACUUGGGGUGUUCUUGGUCAGGAAGUCAGCCGCUCUGCAGAGAAAAGUUCUGUCUGUGCGUCUGAAAGAAGAUCAGUCAGGGACUCCCAUCAGCCACUUCCCUGUCAGAGAAAGCCAGUACACCUUUUCUCUCGAGGGAUCUGGAAUCAGCUUUGCAGAUCUGUUCCGCCUGGUGGCUUUCUACUGUAUCAGCAGGGAUGUCCUGCCUUUCACACUCAAACUCCCAGAGGCCAUUGCAUCUGCUAAAACUCAGAAAGACCUGGAGGAGGUGGCUCAGCUUGGAGCAGGCUUCUGGGACUCUGCCCUGUGCAGUCAGCGUCGCACUUCUCCUCGUCCCUGUCGCCCUCUGAGCCGCACACUCAGCCCCCAGCGGACCAACAGGAACAGGGAGGUUGAGGGGUCACAGCAGAGACACACCGGGGCUCACUGCGACAGUGCACCCCCGACCCUACGGUCCCACGCCCCUCCACCUUCCUUUCAUCUGGAGAGGAGACAUUCCAGUGGUCCUCUGUGCUUCCUCAACCCCCUGUUUCUCCAGACUCAUCAGCACCGCCGUUGUGAAGACGAUCCACCUUCACAUGCUGUCAAGUCCAGUAGCAACCUGGAGAAUGCAGGGCAGUCAUCUGAGAAGCUGUUAAGCAGCAGUCAAGGUAGCGAGUCAAACGUGGACAAAACCAAACUGAACGGCAAAUCACGCCCCCCUCCCCCUCGACCCCCUCCUCCCCGCUCCAUGCCACGCCGGCGCCCUGCCCCACCUCCACCUGGACCUCCAGCAGCCACUGCCAGACCCAAGAGCAUGCCAGUGGCCGUUGCUGUCUCUACAAGGCAACAACAGUCCUCCGUCAGGCGCCCAGCACCCGCUCGGCCAUCAAUGGGUGCCAAGCAAAGCAGCCCAUCCAAAACUGCAAGCUCGCCGAUCUCCGUGCCUUCAAACCGACCACCUCCAAGGCCUAAGAAGCCUGAUCUGGAAGCUCACCGCUGCCACAUUGCCCUGGAUGAUGAGACUAUCGCCAGAGCUCUGUCCCGUGCCAAGCUCCCCACCUGCCAGCCUCCACCUGCUGUCCCUGCUGACGUACUACUGGAGAAUAACGCCGGGAGUCCGUCCCAUCCGAAGGAGAGGGGACGCCAGCGGCUCAGUGACAUGAGCAUGUCUACUUCUUCUUCUGACUCACUGGAAUAUUCGCAGUCUCCGGGAUUCUCCCUGGGCCUGGCCCCUAACCCAUCCAGACACCUUAAUCAUCAAGACCCAGUGGAGGACAGCAGUGACGACGACGAGGAUGGGGAAGAAGAUGAGGAGGAGGACUACGGGGUCAGUCUGGAAACUGACCUCGAGAUGCGUCUACGUCCCUCCUUAAAGGCGCGGAGGCGAAGGGUCGGUGUGAGCCUGAGUGGCGGCUCUUUCAUCCUCCCCAGUGCCCUGAAGGGACGGUUUCGCAAAGUAAGCGGCAUGCUGAGCUCCCUGAUGACCCCGGAGAGACGGGCGGUGAAAAGGAUUGCUGAGCUGUCCAGGGACAAAAGCUCGUACUUUGGCUCCCUGGUCCAAGACUAUAUCAGCUUUGUUCAGGAGAAUCGAGGCUGUCACACCUCAGGGAUUGACUUUCUGCAGACUCUCAGGCAGUUUUUGACACAGAUGAAGGCUUACCUGCGCCAGAGCUCUGAGCUGGACCCUCCUAUUGAAUCACUCAUACCUGAGGACCAGAUCGACCAGGUGCUAGAGAAGGCCAUGCACAAGUGUGUCCUAAAGCCUCUGAAGAGCGUGAUUGACGCGGUUUUACAUGACUUCCAGGUGAGCAGCGGAGCUUUGCAGCAGCUAAAGGAGAACCUGGCCCUGGCUAAAGCCAAGAGGCCCCAGGAGUUAGGGGUGGACGGAGCUGUGCCCCCUGACCCCGUGGCUAUUGAGAAGAUCCGCCACAAGUUCGUCAACAUGAGCAAGAUGUACUCCCCUGAGAAAAAGGUGUCACUGCUGCUGCGUGUGUGUAAACUCAUCUACACCAUCAUGCAGGAUAACUCAGGGAGGAUGUACGGUGCUGAUGACUUCCUGCCCAUGCUCACUUAUGUGGUGGCUCAGUGUGACAUGCCUCAGCUGGACACAGAUAUCCAGUACAUGAUGGAGCUGCUGGACCCAUCUCUGCUGCAAGGAGAGGGGGGCUACUACCUGACCAGUGCGUACGGAGCCAUGGCCCUCAUCAAGAACUUCCAGGAGGAGCAGGCAGCCCGGGUGUUGAGCUCUGAGGCCAGGAACACACUGCACCAGUGGCACAGACGGCGCACUGCUCAGCGUUCAGCGCCCACUGUGGACGACUUUCAGAACUUUCUCCGUGUAGCCCUUCAGGAAGUGGACACAGGCUGCACGGCCAAAACCCUGAUCGUCCAACCUUACACGACCACAGAGGAGGUCUGCUCACUCUGCGCUUACAAAUUCAAAAUCCCUGACCCCGACACCUACGCACUGUUUCUUGUCACUGAGGACACCAGCCAUCAGCUCGCCCCGGACACACACCCUCAACGAAUCAAAGCCGAGCUCCACAGCCGGCCCCGAGCACAGGUCUUCCACUUUGUCUACAGGAGAGUGCCUAACCUUAACCUCUGUAUCCCUGCCAUAAUGCACAAUGGGAACUGCCUUCAAGUUGAAUAGCACAGGAGAAACUAACAGCUUUCUGCACUUGAUCCUAAACAAAAGUUAUGUUUUGUGGUGUUCUGGUGGUGCUUGCACAUGUUUGUUUUGUAGAUAAAUUUGAGGACGUCUGAAUGGAAACAGAAACCAAGCUGUACAUUGGCAUAUUGAGGCGGAUAUAAAAAGUCUUUGAUCAGAUAUGAUGCCAUGCAAACUAUAUGGUGAGUUAUUUUUAUGAAGAACCACCAGGGGAUAGGAUGGACUGCGGGAAGUGCUGGUGUUUCACUCAAACACUUUAAGACUGUGGCUCAGAUUUGGGUCAAAAAAUGCUGAGAAUGGUAAGUUGCAAGUUUGAUUCAGGUUGUCGACAAUUCAACCAUUUAGAGACCAUCUAUCUGGUUAGAUUAGGUGGUAUGCUGAGCGGAAAUUGUCGAAUAGUUUAGAGUGGCUGGUUUACAGGGUUUUUGGUAUGUGAAGUAUUAUAAGAAGGUGAAAAGUUCUUCAGAUUGUUGGACAGGUGUACCAUCCUUAAAGGUACUGUAUGUAACUUUUUACAUGUAUUAUUGUUUAAUAUUGCCAAUGGGUAAACAGAUAGUAACAUAACUUAAAAACUGAGACUUUCCCGACUUUCUUUGUUGCCUGUAACAGCCUCGGGACUGACUUCUGUGUAAAGGACAGGGGCCGAAUUUUCUGGGAAAAUCCAAAGGAAGUGAUGAACCUUGACCAAGAAACCCUUUCUUUCUAGAAGCCCUCAAGGUCAACUCCUCUCAAUAGCGUGCUGCACCUCUCUUCAGCUCCACAACAGUGUGCAACAGUAGCAAACAUUAGUUAAAGGUCCCAUAUUGUGAAGAGUCAGAUUUCCAUGUCUUUUUAAAAUUAAAGCAGGUAUAGGUGCUUUAUAAAUACUGUGAAAGUAUCAAAACGCUCAGUUCACAGAGCAUUGCUCACAGUUUGUAUUCAGAAACUGUGCUUGUAAGCAAGCUGUCAGGAUUUCUGUGAAUUUGUGAUGUCACAAGUAUACCAAAGACUGUUUGAGACACAAACACUCUAAAUCGGUCCUUUUGUAUUCCUCAUUGGGAUGUUUUGCUGUGUGUGACUGACAUCAGCUGACAGGAAGUAAACAUGGAUCCAAGCCAUAAUUCAGACAGAGGGUGAUUACAGGUGUAUUCAGGCAGGCAGUAUGAGGAAAAUUAUGAUUUUUGUACAUUAAAGCUUGUAAACAUGUCCCUGUGGAAACCCAAAAUACAAGUGUGUUCCUGAAUAUGAGCAUAAUAUGGGACCUUUAAGAAAUAAAGUCUGCUAACAUCAACAAACCACCGACAUCCACCAUAACAAGGGUCCACUAUAAUAUAUAUUUUGCAGUGGCAGCCAGGAGACAGACCUUCACUUUCAGCUGAGGUUUGUGCUGGCUGAAUUUGGGUUGUUAGAGCCGCUGAAUGAAGGUCUGUUUCCAGAGCUACCAUCCGCGUUCCUCCAGGAGAAAUCGUUUCUGGAAGGACAGCGGGGUGCGCUAGCAAAUUCUUGUCUCCUUUGCGGUCUGAUAAACAAAAUUCAGUGCCCCAUAUCAUAGUAUCAGUGCCCCCUAGUGCUGAAAAAAAUCCCAGAGGAAACGGUGACAUGUAAAACAUAUUUGGAUAUUGUGGUUCUAGCUGGCUCAUGUUAGCAUUAGCUUGUGAACGAAUUGCUAGAUGGCAAACGUAGCAUUGAGUGGAUAACGUCUGCUAAUUCAUCCAGACUCUCAGGGCUGGUUUGCACAUUACUUAACCAGCUAUAAAGCAACCCAUGGCAGAUCCAUGAGGGGUAGCUAAGUUAAGCUAAGGUUAGCCAGCUAGCGGUAAAGCUACGCUUCAUGGAUCUGCUGUCGGUUGCUUUGUAACGUCAGCAGAUAAGGUCAUUAGCCAAGGGCAAGCUAGUUAGCAUCACGGAGCCAGUGGUCCAAAUUGAAUGCAGGAACAUACAGAUAGCAACAUUAUUCUAAAUACAACUGUAAUUUAUUUUCCAGUAUUCUAUCAAACAGGAUGUCGGUCGAUCACGGUCAGUCUUUUGUUAGUCACUGUUGGGCUUGGGGCUACAGAGGGUGCUGACAGCAGUUCACUUAACGGCCUCAGAGAGAGGUGUCAUUAAAAACAAGUUACAUACAGAACCUUUAACGCAGAGGUCAUCUAGUUUAUAUUGCAUUUUAUAUAACUAACGUUUGCCUAAACUGCUGUUAUCCCAGGUGCCUUCAAAACAAAUUGAACAUCCUGUAUGCUACUGAAAGCUCUCCGCUCUCAUCCAGUGAUGAGUCAGCUUUCAUCAAAGUGACCCAGAAAACAAAAACAAAAAUCAACACAGUGCUAAAACAUUGAUUUAUUAAGUAAAAUGAACUAUUGUAAAAGUUAUGAUUGUUAUUUUUAUUGCUCUUGUGUUUAUUUUCUGCAAUUGCUGGUCAAUUGUAGCGUGUAUGCCUGUGUAGAAAUAUUUUUAUAUUCAAAUGUUUCCUUUUCAUCACUAAAGAUUUGUAUUCUGACAUAAUAUUUCUGUACUGGACUCGAUAGUGAACUUGGAUUUAUGCCAGUUAUUUCUCAAAAGUCAGUUUAAAACAACACUGUCUCUGUUAAUUGUUAUGUAAAGCUCAAAGCUGACUGUGGAAAUAUAAAAAAUAUCUCCAAACGAGGCUACUUGCUGACUCUUACAUUAUAUUAUUUUCAGGAAACUUUGCUACUGUAUUUUAAAAAGGAAGUGUCACAUACUGGGCAUAAAAUUAGGUGUCUGUGUUGCACAAUAAUACCCAGACAAUAAAGGAACAGCAGGAUUUUACAUGAUCUCUAAGAUGUAAUUCACAUACAACAGGCUGUAAAAUGCACAAUUGGUCACACAUUGUUCAGUCUGCAAACAUAUACAAAUUAAACUGAUUAAGAAAUGAUUUUCAGAGCAUGGUCUAAACAGAAGGGAAUAUUUGUGGAGCAUUUCUGUGGUUUAAUGUAUAAAGUCAAAUGAACAAUU
Messenger RNA from Epinephelus lanceolatus (giant grouper), 6224 nucleotides. RefSeq names its product ras and Rab interactor 2-like. The record is from RefSeq and is a predicted model, not a curated record. Lineage: Eukaryota; Metazoa; Chordata; Actinopteri; Perciformes; Serranidae. Gene Ontology annotation, biological process: vesicle-mediated transport; signal transduction. Gene Ontology annotation, molecular function: guanyl-nucleotide exchange factor activity; small GTPase binding. Gene Ontology annotation, cellular component: cytosol; endocytic vesicle.